ACCUACCAAAUGUCUUCAUGAAGGGACACAUUAACGACAUUCUGUUAUAUUCACUUGAAAUUCGCGGAGGAAUUAAAUAAUUGAUUCAUCUUGUCAUGUCUCAGUGUACUCGGAACUAUACGUUUAGUCCGCACGUUGGAUUUGUUUCCGCUAUUCUUUUCAUGCUUUUCUUCUCUUUUUCUUUUUCUUCUCCGUCCUCCUUCCACACUGUGACCGGAACUCUUUGUUUCAAGUGAACAUUGUCAGUUAGCGGAAGUCCUUUCUCUAUCCUUCCGCGCAUUGUUAUGCCAGCCAGUUUCUUUCAAUGCUUUUAGUACAAACGAGUACUUGGAGUCACUGAAGUGAUGAGUGAUUGGAGUAAAGUUUGACAAACAUUUUGAUGAUGACCAAUUCUCCCAAGGCGGUCUGUCAACAAAUAUUUCGUCAUGUAAACUCCUGGAAUAACAUUGAGCCUAAUGAGCCACUCACAGCACAUUCAACACUUUGCGCAAGAUUAUUCGUAUUUUAUUUCAAGGCGUAUAUUUUAAGGAUUAACAAUAGGUAUUCUCCCUUGCCUUGAGGAGAUUUCUGGAUCUCUUGCCUUCAAGUCACUACUCUUCCUCGGCGCAACGCGUCUUUCAUCAUUUGUUGCUCUUGCCAUUGUUGUUGCUGCUCAUACCUCAGAACAAAACAAAAGUCCAACAGCACCAAGCAUCCAUUACCUGUUGUCAAGUCAUCAGCUCUGAGUAAAUUCCAUUUCCAAUCACUGAUCCUCUAUUAGAAUAGAACGCACGAGACAAGUAAUUACGGCGUCUUGCUUGUCCCUAUGUUGCUUACCUCUUUUUAAUUCGGCCAAUUGAGCUUUGAUAUUCACACUUUGGUCAGUGAAUCUCGCCAACAAUUCUGCCACUCUUCAGUUAUCAAUCUAACCAGAAUCCAUUAGAUAUCUGAUCACUGCCUAAACAGGCCCCUUCCUCACCUUGCCAGGUGGCCCAUCAAGCAAUUAUGAACGAUAUAAAGAGGAUACUAAUAUCUUCUCUACAUGGCUCGGUCAAACUCCCAUUAAGUGUGGAUAUAAAUUAGACAUUCAUGCCAAAUGGGUUUGCUAGAAUUCAUCUAAUACCUCCGAAUCAAGUUCAUUUUCUGCUUCAUCUUCUUCAUCAAUCUUUUCCUCCGCACCGUUCGCCUCUACUUCAAGCUCUAAUACAAUCACUUCUGUUUCCAGCUUCUCCUACACUUCAAAAUGUAUCAAUUCUUCUAAAACUGCAACUCGUCUAAAGGAAAACCGCCAAGAAACCAAAAGUUUCUACCACGCAGGUUCAUGAAUUGACCGUCGUUAUCAUCAGUUUACCAGAGAUUUGGUUAAACAAGCAAAGAUUAUCGCUGCUCGGAGGGAGAUUACUUCAGGUUCCCCUUUGUCAUUCGUUGUGUAGCUGAGCGAGCAAUCCAUGCUCGUAAACGAUUCUUAAAGUAGUUCCAACAAGCUCGCCCUGAGGAUGAGGCACCACAUAGCAUUUUAUUGGAGUGCUAGAAACCGUUUUGGACAUUCUAAAGCCGUGUUACGGAAGCUUCCAGGCAAACAAUGGACAAUUUGUCAAAGAGAACCUAAAGUAAAGGAAAAUGUGAAUAUUCCAGCUAACAUUUUCGUCAUGUUGGACGUAGACGGUAUUGCUAAUGAAGACCUUGCUACUUCUAGAACCAAUCUGGAAUUUCUAAGCCCCCAACUAAAUUCACUUCAGUGGAAAGAUACGAGCUGGAUGUGGGUCCUGAAAUUGAUGUACCCUCCUUUGCGUCUUGCUUUUUUGAAGGUUUGCAUGAGAAUCAAGACUUUAUCAAAGAUACUUAGAGAUAUAACAGGAUACUCACAACUUUGUUGAGCACAAUCCAAUUCCUCCCAUGAAAUACGCCUGGCUCUCGAACAUUCGCGUCAAGGGAGUUGAUGAGACAGUCGAAGCUCCAGCCCAGAAUAUGUAUUGUUCGCACCGAAAGGAAGUUAAAGUGGAAGUAUCACGUAUGGAGGGGGACCAACAAUUCCAACCAUCUCUGAAGCUUCAUAAGGACCAUACAUCAUGGCAUAUUCACGGGUCGUUAUUCUAAGACAACUCAUGAAUUUUACAGUUUGACCCCUUUUCGUUGUUGUCAUUACCGAGG
Sclerotinia trifoliorum is the source of this 2130-nucleotide messenger RNA. Lineage: Eukaryota; Fungi; Ascomycota; Leotiomycetes; Helotiales; Sclerotiniaceae. The record is from the annotation of a GenBank genome assembly.